GAGCUCUCGCGCACUUUCUUCUCAGCAUUGUGUGUGUACGUUCGCUCAGCUGUUCUGGUCAGAAGCGAUCGCGGCUCAUCCGAUUGCACAAAUUUUCGAAGCUUUGGAGUUUAUUUUUAGUAGCAGUGCCAUGUCGUUUUGGUACAAUCCUCGUGGAUUUUUGCUGCGUAAGAGCACGUUGCUCGUUCUCUGAUCUAUUCGAUAUGAAAAAACGUUUUCUUCAUUGAUUGACAGACUUCGUUCACGAGUUAGCACGGUUAUCAGAAAUUUGACAUUAAUCCGGGUUCGAUGUGCUCCGCAAAUUGACGUUUAAUUUUAACCGUAAUAAUUAAGGAUUAACCAUGAAGAAGACACGUUCAAAUAUAUUUCGUGACAUUUAUUAUCAGCCCUACAAUGAUUACACCAGGAUGAAGCUUUAUUCCAGCAGCAAAGCAAGUCUUCAAAUGAUGCAACGUAUGGCAUUGUUGAAGAGAUUAAAAGUUCACAAUGGUUGUGUAAACUCUGUUUGUUGGAAUGCUACUGGAGAAUUGAUAUUGUCUGGUAGUGAUGACCAGCAUCUUGUCCUUACAAAUGCUUAUAAUUAUGAAGUAUUAACAGACUAUAAGACCAGUCAUAGAGCAAAUAUAUUUAGUGCAAAGUUUUUGCCUAAUAGUGGUGAUCAUCGAAUAGUUUCUUGUAGUGGUGAUGGCAUUAUUUUGUAUACAGAUUUAAUAAGAAGAACAAAAACAUUUCAUAAUCAAUUUAAUUGUCAUGUCGGUACUACAUAUGAAAUAGCAACAAUACCCGGUGAGCCGCAUAAUUUCUUAAGCUGUGGGGAAGAUGGAACUGUAAGAUGGUUUGAUCUUAGAAUAAAGGACAAGUGUAAUACUUCAAGGUGCAUGGAGGAUGUGUUAGUUUCUUGUGAAAGAGCUAUAACUGCUCUGUCUGUAAAUCUUGCUUCACCCCAUCAAAUAGCAAUAGGUUGUUCUGACAGUACAGUUAGAAUACUUGACAGAAGAACACUUGGAACACCAGCUACUGGCUGGACAGAUACGCCUGGAGCAGUAAAGGCCUUAUGUACUUUCACUGUCCCGGAAUUUGAAGGGAAUUCUUACAGAAUAACAUCGUUGAAUUAUAGUCCAGAUGGGCAGGAUGUUCUUGUUAGUUAUAGCAGCGAUCAUCUUUACCUGUUCAAUGUGAAGGACCAAGCUAGUAUACAGUUAAAGAAAGAUGUCGCAGUUAGAAAAGGAGAGGGUAAGAAGCAAAGAUUACGUUCGCCAUUGCCAGUACGUAGACUAAGACUUAGAGGAGACUGGUCUGAUACCGGUCCCGAUGCUCGACCUGAAUGCGAGGGCGGUCGACGUAGCGGUACAGAAAUUGCUCAAGCCAGACCUGUUCUUCAAACUUCGUUAAUGCAGAGAAUGACUGAUGUUCUCAGUAGAAUGUUAAAUGACCCAGCCACUAGAGCCGCUUUAUGCGGCGGCGGUGAAGAUAGCUUAGAAGGCGUGAUCGAUCAUCAAGAUAACACUCAAAAUAGCAACGAAAGCGUUACGGAAUCAAACGAAGAGAGACGAGACAACGAAACCGAAAGGGUUGAAAGAGCUCCGACUCAGGCUAAUCAAGAAAUAGCUGUUUCAGAGCAACAACCAGAUAGAUUAGAAAGUCCAAGUACUAGCGGUACGCAAAGUAAACCUGGGACAAGUUGCUCUGUAGAAACGAAAGAAGAAAUGCCAUCCAAUGAAGCAAUGCCUUUGAAGCAAACGAUCGAUGAGAGUUUAUCGUCGGUCGAAUCCAAAUCACAUGUUCCUAUGGAAAUUGAAUCUAGUCAAGUAGAAACACAACAGUGUUUUGUUCAACCGUGUUCAUCGCGUACUAUGGAUAAGUCCAGUGAUCUACCGGAAGAUGAUCAAAGUAGCAAUGACGACUCUCCUUGUAGCAGUAUGGAAAAUAAACAAGAAGGACAUAUGAUGGAAAACCUUCAAGAUAGAUUAACGAAAAUGAGAGUCGGAUUCCUUGAAAAACACGGCAGUGAACCUGCUGUAAGUUUAACUUAUACGGAUAAAAGUUCAUCAAGUGCAACGAUAUCUCUUGGUGUAGCCGAUGAGAUGAUUCGUGAUGGUUAUCAUGCGGGACCAUCUGGAAGUAGUGGAACAUUCUCGGGCAGAAAUCAUGACAAACAUAUACGAUAUAGUGAUAUACAAGAAAAGACUGAUGAAAGCGCUUUUAGUGAUAGCGAGGAUGAAGAUAUACAAGCUGGAGGAAGAUUAGGAAGUUCAGCAGAAACAGAAAUGGAGGAAGCUAUGGGAGAUGCUCCAACGCGCCGAGGAUCGGCGAAUUUCGACAAAACGUGCGUAACGGAGCUUCGCGUCAAGCAGAAAUAUAUGGGACACCGUAACGCUAGUUUCUUUAGGACCAUGAUUAAAGAAGCAAACUUUUGGGGCAACGAUUUCGUCAUGUCGGGUAGCGAUUGUGGCCAUGUGUUCAUAUGGGAGAAAGACACGGCCAGAUUAUGCAUGUUACUGGAAGCAGAUCAACAUGUCGUUAACUGUUUGCAACCACAUCCGUAUUUACCACUGUUGGCCACAGCUGGUAUUGAUUACGAUGUUAAGCUUUGGGCACCGAUAAACGAAGAAUCUAGCUUUGAUGAAAAGUUUGCGGAAGAUUUGAAAAAGAGGAAUGCAGUCAUGUUGGAAGAGACGAAAGACACAAUGACUGUACCGGCUGUUUUUAUGAUCAGAAUGCUGGCAUGUCUCAAUCAGAUACGCAGAGGACGCGGUCGGAACAGGAGGAGGAGCGGCGACGAGGCCGGCGAAUUACGAGGUGGCUAAGCUGCUUUUGGCGAUACUGUCGUCUGUGAAGAUCUCAACUGGGACAAUUUUUAUCGCAACGCCAGCUGAUCAGAUUUCGAAUUUACCUUCGAAACAAAAAGAAAAAAAAGGAGAAACUACAAAAAAAUAGUAAAAUAAGAAUCAGGAAGGGAAAAAGAAGAAUUCAUAUAUUUAUGAUUUACCGUUGCAACACUACUUCACUGUUAAUUGUAAGGAUAUUUAAUCUGAUAAGCUUUGCGUACGUAUCAUUACUGCACCGAGAAAGAUAAGUCGAAUUUUUUUUCUUUACCACUUUUAUUUUCUGUCGCUUUUUUUCUUCUGACUCUGUUUAUACCGCGUGUUUGGUGUAUCAAGCUUGUGCAAUGUAAUUGUUUUUCUCGUCUUUCGAAUUUAUAAAGUUAUUUGGUUUGGAGAGGAAAAUACGAUAAGGUCAAAUAUUUUCGAUAUUUUAUACAGAAUUUUGGUGUCAGGUUCGGAUCUAUAAUUGGAACUAUAAUAUAAUACAUGUUACUUAGGAUGCAAGUAAAGUGCACUUGUUAAUUAACUAUUUAUCACACAUAUUUCUCGAUAAUGUUACGCUGUUGUAGUUAAUUGAUAAUUGAUUGGAAAUGCACUUUAUUCGUCCUCCCGUUAAACGAGCCUUAAGGUGCACAAUAAUAUAAUAAAUGUAAUAUAAAUACUAGGGUUCCAUUUAAGAAUCUGAACCUUGACAUUUAAUCUUCCUCGCCAAAUUAAACAACUUUAUAUCUCCGAACUUUUUAGAAACGGUUACGUAUUAUACGGUUAAAUUUAACGUUUCCGUGUAUUCUCAUCGUUAAUGUUCAAUUUAUAUGCAGUUCAAAGAUAAAAAAUUCCACCGUGCCUGUUUCACGGUCACAUGUUUUCAUUUUCUUUUCUCUGUUUUCUUUUCCGUGUGAUGAAAUAACGAAGUUAACGAAGAUUGGCCGAUAUUUUGAGGUAACUUAUUGACACAUAGAGGAACAUAGGCAAUCGCUAAGUUUGUAGAUUCGUUCGCUCAGUUCGAUAAAGUAGGAAUGCUUGCGACGUAGAGACGCUUGCAGAGAGAUCGGAGAUCGGAGAGCUUGCGAGCAUCGUUUUUCUAUAGAAUGAUGUUCAGGCACUCGAAGGUUUCACCAAGGGAGAGAAACGUCGUUGUAGGAUACCGUGGUGUACCGAUAUAUAUUCAGAGAAUUUAUUUAUAAUAAAAAUUCUGAAGAAGGCAAA
Molecule: messenger RNA, 4031 nt
Organism: Bombus pyrosoma
Lineage: Eukaryota; Metazoa; Arthropoda; Insecta; Hymenoptera; Apidae
Product: DDB1- and CUL4-associated factor 6-like
Exons: 15
Coding region: 342-2807 (821 amino acids)
Biological process (GO): positive regulation of transcription by RNA polymerase II
Cellular component (GO): Cul4-RING E3 ubiquitin ligase complex; cytoplasm
Molecular function (GO): protein binding
Source: RefSeq, a predicted model, not a curated record